AGCUCGUGUUCGGGACUCCAGUGAGAGGGUCUAUGGGACAGACAAGAGCCCUUCAGGAUUGACAGCUGUCCUCACAAACAUCUCCAGACUGAUUUAAAUCCAAACACACCGACAGUAAUAUGAUGGCCACAUCCGUCCGGACUCUUUGCGCGCUGCUUUUCAUCUGCGUCCUCGUUCCCAAUCGCACCGAAUCCAAGCGCAACCGCGGCGCGAUUCCUCAUCCCGACAAGAGCAAUCCGAACGAGUCAGACCAGCACCCCCGUCAGGCCGGCUCCGACUCGAGAGGCAGAACCCGAAGCUCUUCUGAAGAGGUUCUGGAGUCCAGCCAGGAGGCUCUGCACGUGACCGAGCGCCGCUACCUGAAGCGCGACUGGUGCAAGACGCAGCCGUUAAAACAGACGAUCAACGAGGAGGGAUGCGCGAGCCGCACCAUCAUCAACCGCUUCUGCUACGGCCAGUGCAACUCCUUCUACAUUCCCAGACACGUGAGGAGAGAGGAGGGAGCCUUUCAGUCCUGCUCCUUCUGUAAACCCAAAAGAUUCACCACCAUGACCUUCACCCUCAACUGCCCCGAUCAGCAGCCACCGACUCGCAAGAAGCGCGUGCAGCGCGUCAAACAGUGCCGAUGCGUCUCCAUAGAUCUGGUCUAGAGAGCCUGUCUGGAGGAUUUAACACGGAUGGAUCCACGCAGAAUGUGUUUGAAAGCGUCACUCAGUAAGAACACACGAGUGUUUGACACGUUUGAUCUGAUGGAAGUGAUCAAAACAGGCGUGCGUAAAAGCCGUCCACACCACACCACUGUAGGUCUAUCCAACCAGACGCACAUAUCCGUUCUUUAUUAGCAGCUGCUAGAAUUCAAGUCAAAUUCAUCACCACCACGAGGAACCAAAAUGACUAUCGAAUCAUCUUGAAUUUGACUUUCUUCAUGUAGACUACAACCAUUUAUUCGAUGGACGCAGGCACAUUUUAUAUUCGUCAAAACUGCGUUUUAAAUCACGCGCACACACAUUCAUACAGUCGCAUGUCAUUUUGUAUGCUUGGGUUUCUGAAAGUCGGAAGUGGGUUUCUGUUGGGCUAAUAUUAAAACUGACCUGCAUUAAAAAAAUCUCCAAUAUAGUUAUUAACUCAUAUCAAUUGAGAUUUGACAUAAAAUAUGUGUACAGCAAUUUGUAACAAUUGUUCACAAGGCAGAUUUCAAUGUUAUUUAAAAGAACUACUCGUGAUAAACAGCAUGUAAAAUAUCUCACAGUGAGGUCCAGAAGUUUGAGAUGACCAGAGGAAGGUUUUUUCCUCAAUUACAAUGAAUAAAAUCAGCAAAUUGAAUAAAAAGUGAAAUAGAUUUUGUUGAACAAAACUCGGACCUCUUGAAGACAGAAGAUAACAUAUACAGUUCAGUGACUAUAUAGGGUUCGUCCGAACAUUGAUUCUUUCCCAGUGUAACUCAACACAUUUUUGUGAUGUCAGAACUUUGGACUUCACUGUAGUCACCUUUUUACCCACUCUUCAAAAAAUGGAUUGACAUGUCAACUACUCGCACAGAUUUUGUUUGCAGGUGGACUGGAAGUGUCUAGUGUAGUAUGUGUGAUGUAUAUGUACGGUGACAUGUGAUUCACAGAAGUGCAUGUCUUCAUUAAUCUCCAACAGUUUAAAGACUGAGAGUUUCCACUAUGUGGAAUUGUACUCGAAUUUAUUUAAUGUUAUCAGUUUUUGUAGAUGUUUCUGCUGGAUUGCUGUGAAUGUUUGUGGCAGACAGAACAAACAUUGAGUUAUUAGUCUAUUUAUGAUAUCAGUCGUGGAGAUCUUUCUGUAUGUUAAAGGUCUGCUGUAUGUUGUUGUGGUUGAUGACUGUAUAAAGAACAGCUGCAUGCGUUCUGUGGAUGAAUCAUAUGAAUAAAACA
Messenger RNA from Triplophysa rosa, 1898 nucleotides. RefSeq names its product gremlin 1b (gene grem1b). Gene Ontology annotation, molecular function: receptor ligand activity; BMP binding. The coding region runs from base 120 to 650 and encodes 176 amino acids. The record is from RefSeq and is a predicted model, not a curated record. Lineage: Eukaryota; Metazoa; Chordata; Actinopteri; Cypriniformes; Nemacheilidae. The transcript has 2 exons. Gene Ontology annotation, biological process: animal organ morphogenesis.